GCUACUUCUUUGAUGAUCAAUUAAUUCAGCAAGAAAAUCAUCAGCUGAAUAUGUUUAAAUUACACUAUAAGCGUUCGUUCACUUUCGAUAUUCUAUACAGAGAGCCUGAUUAUGAUUAUGAUACUUUAAUUUGAACUAUUCAAAGAGUUUAAAUAGCUUAUUCAAUCGAUUUCAAUUCGAUGUAAACAGUUUCAGAAAUAAACCGAAAUUAUCAUUCUGUGAUUUUUUAUAUACAUUAUUAGUUGUUAUAGCUAUUUGGAUCAGUAGAAAAAUCUGAUUAAGAUAAAUAAUCAUGUGACAGGUAAAUAAAUAAAAAAACUAGUGAUAACAGUAUACAGUUGAACUCAGAGAAAGCGAGAAACGCAAACAAUUGUGAGUUGAGAUAAUCGUCUGCAAUUGAUUAGUCAUUAAUGUUUUGUUGAUUUGUAUAAGUGUUUACGUUUAUUAUUGGUGUGAAAUGAUGGAUUUUGAUCAAAUAUUUUCAUUCCUUCAACCUUUAGAUUCGCCAACACUGGAUACAGAUUAUGCUCUGCAAGGUGACACUUCAGCUGAUCAAUCAUUACCAAAAAAUUCAUGUUCAAACCAAAGUCUAUCUCUUUUGAGAGCUUUUUGUUCCGAUGAAAAUACUGUUAAAAGCUACUUGCUAGAUGGAGAUGAAUUGAAUAAUCAAAACAAUGGAGUAACCCAAUUUUCUGAUUCAUCAAUGAAUAGUCACGAUGAUUGUCUAGAAAAUUGUCUCAGUUCUGGUGAACAAACCAACCAAUCUCAUGGUCCAUUGACUGUUGAAAAUUUGAUUCCAGUCCAAUAUGAUGUCUCAUCAUGCAUCACAGCUAAUCCCCGAGUCAUGGAGUAUUUCCGGUCCAAAAUAAACGAUGAAAAUUUUAAUCUAAAAUCGAACUUUAUUCUACUCGUUAAACGUGGCUAUAAAAUGAUCUUGUCAGAAAACACAGAUAAUAGUGAAGUUGAUGAGCCUUGGAAUCCUGAUGUCAGUCAAAAAAUCCUGUCUGUUUAUUUUUCUUCAUUAAGUAUGAAAAGUGAAUAUUUAUCCAGUGAAACAGCACUAAAUGGAUUUGAGUCAAUGUUAACCAGAGAGGCAUGUGUCGCUUUCAGGGGUCAAAAACAGUUGCAUUUACUUCCAGAUUUAAAUGACAGAAGUCGAGCAAGAGCGAGUCCAGAUUGGCUCAUUUCAAUAUGUAAUGGAAUCAAAGGUUACAGAAAAAUCGAGCCCAGUGAUAAAGUAACUCUUUUAUGUAGCGUAUAUAAUCAUCUUAAUUUAAUGGAAGCUGUUUCUUCUUACGAUGCUUCGAUUGACGGCUGGGGUUUUUCAGAAUACAAAUAUGAUCGACGAGACACAUUUCUCUUCAGUCAACUCUUGCACGAUGGACUUGUUCACGUAAUCGAAACCUUUCCCGAACGAUUAAGAAACGAUAUAAAUGCCAUUAUUCUCAUGUAUCUAAUCAUUAUUUUCAAUGCUGAUGUAUCCGGAUUAAAACAUCCCGAAAUAAUCAGAAAUGAACAAUUUUCAUACAUUUAUUUACUACGACGUUACUUGCGAACAGUUUGUGAAUCUGAUUCCGAAGCUUCAGACAAUCAUUACCGGCUGAUGGUCAAAAUUGAACAGUUGAGACUUUUGGGUGAACAGACUGAAAAAUUUUUCAUUACACUACUGAAAGAGCCGUUUGUGGAAACGAUAACAAAAGCCGUCAUGGGGAAAUACACUCAUCAAUUUCUUCAGCUGCAAUAACUUUUAACACCGAUAAUCAUUGUCUUUCAAUACAGCAUUCUUCACUGUAUCAUAUUCAGGUCCAAAUUCAAACAGACACUUUCAUUGAUUGAAUAUUAGUUGAUACAAUAUUUAUCCUGCAUCAGUUGGUUGAGAGCGAUUCCAAGCAAUGAAGUACUUAAAAUUGCCAAAAAGUAAAAAACAUUGAUCAACAAAAUUGCAAUGAUUUCUCAAACCUCUUUGGAAGUAAUUUUGGCCAUUUUGAUCACUUUAAUUGGAAAGUUAAUACUUGAACUUUGAAGACGUUAUCCACUCUCAACACAGUAUUGAACAUGGCGUCACAAACACUUGUUAGUUACAAAAAAAUAAAUGGAUAUAAAUUAAAAUUCACGUUGGAUGGACUUAACUAUUUAUGUCUCCUUCUUGUCACAAACAAAAAAUAGCAGAUAUUCAUUCUGUAAAUGCAAUAUCAUACUAUUAAUAAUCAAGACAAUCUCAAGAUUAUUAGAUUAGUUUUUUGGUACUCUUCAAAUUCAAUAUAAUCUUAUCAAGCACAACUGCACCUAAAGACCCUUCAAUGCAACUGUUGCAACUUCUGCAGACGAUUAGAAACGAUAUAAAACUUUGUUUGCAAACACCUUGACUCAAAUGUACAAUAAAAUAAAAUAUGGUUCUACAGGUUAACUAAAUGAAA
Molecule: messenger RNA, 2417 nt
Organism: Tetranychus urticae (two-spotted spider mite)
Lineage: Eukaryota; Metazoa; Arthropoda; Arachnida; Trombidiformes; Tetranychidae
Biological process (GO): negative regulation of transcription by RNA polymerase II; cell differentiation; positive regulation of transcription by RNA polymerase II
Molecular function (GO): RNA polymerase II cis-regulatory region sequence-specific DNA binding; nuclear receptor activity
Source: RefSeq, a predicted model, not a curated record